AUGAGGUUCACAACUCUCUCCGUAGCGCUCGCCACCUCUUCUCUAUCCAUCGCCGCUCCGGCUCCAGCUGCAAACUACGACCAUGGCAACGACCACGCCCGCAAACCAGAAGGCCUAAACGCCCUCGCCCGAAAAGCCGGACUCCUCUACUUUGGCACCGCAAUCGACAACCCCUCUCUUAAUAACACCAAAUACCUCUCCAUCGCCUACAAUACCUCUGAAUUCGGCCAAGUAACCCCGGCUAACGGCCAGAAAUGGAUGUACAUCGAGCCCUCCCGUAACGUCUUCAACUACGCAAUGGGCGACGCCAUCAUCAAGCCAGCGAUUCAGAACCACCAGAUGCGGCGCUGCCAUAAUCUACUCUGGCACUCGCAACUCCCAGACUGGCUCACAAGCAAAAACUACACCAAAAGUGAGCUCAUCGGAAUAUUGGAAAACCAUAUUAAACAUGAAGCCAAUUACUACAAAAACGAGUGCUAUGCCUGGGAUGUUGUGAACGAGGCUUUCAACGACGACGGGACUUACCGCAACGAUCUAUGGCUCUGGACGAUUGGGCCAGAGUACCUAGAACUGGCAUUCAAGUUCGCGAAGAAGUAUGUUGGCCGAGGGACCAAGUUGUAUUACAACGACUAUAAUGUGGAGAGAGUGAACAACAAGUCUAUGGCUAUCGCAUCCAUGGUCAAAUCAUUCCAAGCCAAGGACAUCCCCAUCGACGGCCUCGGCUUCCAGGCCCACUUCACAACCGGCAAGGCACCGUCGUAUGACGAGGUUAAAGCAUCCAUGAAGCAGUUCACAGACCUAGGCCUAGAAGUCGCAAUCACGGAACUCGAUGUGCGCACCACAUUGCCAGAUUCCGAUGAGAAGCAGGCCCAACAAGCGAAGGAUUAUGCGGCCACGGUCAAGGCGUGUAAGGAUACAGAGGAUUGUGUUGGGGUUACUGUUUGGGAUUUCUGGGACCCCUUGUCCUGGGUUCCGGAUGUGUUUUCGGGACAGGGUGUGCCGUGUUUGUGGAGCGCAAACUAUACGAAGAAACCGGCUUACUAUGCUGUGGCGGAGGUUUUGAGGGAUUAGAUUGGAGGUUCG
Lindgomyces ingoldianus is the source of this 1083-nucleotide messenger RNA. Its product is annotated as glycoside hydrolase. Gene Ontology annotation, biological process: carbohydrate metabolic process. The record is from RefSeq and is a predicted model, not a curated record. Gene Ontology annotation, molecular function: hydrolase activity, hydrolyzing O-glycosyl compounds. The coding region runs from base 1 to 1071 and encodes 356 amino acids. NCBI's taxonomy places the organism in Eukaryota, Fungi, Ascomycota, Dothideomycetes, Pleosporales, Lindgomycetaceae. The transcript has a single exon.